CGAGGCUGUGCCGUGCUGCGGCGGCCGCUCCCGGGGCUGCGGGGGGCGGCUGCACGCCGGGGGCUGCGCCUCCGGCCGCCGGCGGGGGCGGCGGGCAGGGCACGUCCCUUGCUUGGCUUUUCCUGCAGCCGUUUCCCGUUUCGUCCUGCUGCACGCAGAGAGAUGCAACAGCGGCAGCCCGGUCCCCGAGGGAAGGACGGGGCUCGGAGGGAAAACUCUAAAAGGAGAGAGGAGGGACUGCAAGGCUGCAAGGAUUGAGAAGUAAGAAAACUGGAGAGCAGGCAUUGGCUUGUGCUUGGCUGAAGCAGUCUCCCAGCCCUGCUACCUGAGGUGUCAAAGAAGAGGUGAUCAUGGUUGCUCCCGUCCAGCCGGUAUGGAGUCAGUGGAUGAAGCUGAAGGACGGCAAGGAGAGCUGAGCAGGAAGGAGCAGAGCCUGAAAGCCUCCCACAAAACAGCAGUGCUCGGCUGGCCGCCCCGGUGGAAUGGAUUAACACCCGGAGACAGCAUGUAUCUGUUCGUCCUCUCACAGAUACUGCUUCUCUGCAUGAUGCUGUGGUACAGCACUUAUGGGACCAUCCCAGCAGCUCAGAAUGCCUUCGACCUGCUCUCUUACUUGCUUACCCCAUUUAAACAAGUUUUUUCAGAUCAAGGGGAGAGCCUGACUACAGUUGGGAGUGUUGUGGUCUCAUACAUCCUGCUGUCUUUGGCUUCUCUAGGACUGCUAUUUGUAGGAUCUCUGUUUUGGCACCUGCUCAGAGCCCAACCAGACCCCUCCUUUCCACUGCAAGAGGACAGACGCCAGUCUGUGAGCCGGCAGCCUUCCUUCACGUACUCAGAAUGGACAGAGGAUAAAAAUGAGGAUGACUUCCUAGAUUUGGAUCCUGUACCAGAGACUCCAGUCUUUGACUGCGUUAUGGACAUUAAAGCGGAGACAGACCCAGCUACUCUGACGGUUAAAUCUGUGGGCUUGCAAGAAAGGAGAGGUUCAAAUGUUUCACUCACACUGGAUAUGUGCACCCCUGGCUGCUCUGAGCAAGGCUUUGGCUAUGUCAUGUCCCCACGGGAGCAGUCAGCCCGAGAAUACCUCCAGACAGCAUCGAACAUCCUGACUGAAGAGGAGCUGCACAAGAAAGCACUGGAUCCUUUCAUACUCCAGGCAGAGUUCUUUGAAAUUCCAAUGAACUUUGUUGACCCAAAGGAAUAUGAUAUUCCAGGCUUAGUGCGUAAGAAUCGCUACAAAACAAUUCUCCCAAAUCCUCACAGCAGAGUGUGCCUUACCUCAGCUGAUCAGGACGACCCCCUCAGCUCUUACAUCAAUGCUAACUACAUCAGGGGCUAUGGAGGAGAGGAAAAGGUAUAUAUUGCUACUCAGGGACCGAUAGUUAAUACUGUCAGUGACUUCUGGAGAAUGGUGUGGCAGGAGCGUUCUCCCAUCAUUGUCAUGAUUACCAAUAUAGAAGAGAUGAAUGAGAAAUGCACAGAAUAUUGGCCAGAGGAACAGGUCACCUAUGAAGGAAUAGAAAUCACAGUUAACAGAGUCAUACAAGCAGACGAUUACCGUUUAAGGCUCAUCACCCUAAAGAAAGGAGAAGAAGUCAGAAACCUGAAACAUUACUGGUACACAUCUUGGCCAGACCAGAAGACACCAGACCAGGCUCCUCCUCUGUUACAGCUAGUGCUGGAAGUGGAAGAGGCCAUGCAGAGUGCAGAGGAGAAGAAUGCCCCAGUGAUUGUUCACUGCAGUGCAGGCAUCGGGAGGACUGGCUGCUUUAUUGCCACAAGUGUCUGCUGCAAGCAGCUGAAGAACGAGGGCAUAGUUGACAUUUUGCGAACGGCCUGCCAGUUAAGGCUAGACAGGGGAGGAAUGAUCCAGACUUGUGAACAAUAUCAAUUUGUGCAUCAUGUCAUGAGCUUGUAUGGAAAACAGCUUUCUAGAGCAGCAGAAGAAUAAGUGUUCAUGAUAUUCCCAAAGGCUAAAGCCAGGAGAACUUUUGACUGUGCUCAGAUAUAUUUCAGAUCUGAUAAGAGACACACGGUAACCUGGCUGUCUUAGCUGGAAAGAUAUUAUUUUACUUUGAUAUUGCUUUUAUGCUCUUGUUUGCAUUGACAUUUAAGAGCUGAGGUACGCCUUGUCUUAAACAUAUGUGACAGGACAUAAUCUUCACCAAAAAAGGCUUAUUUAUACUGUAAAUAAUAAUAGUAGCUUCAUUUGUUACAAAAGCAAAGGAAAAAAAACAGAAAAAAUUUCACUGUCUUCAGUUUGCUAUUUUUUAAAAGGUCAUUGCUAAUAUAUCCAAAUACAGUGUGAAACUUUUUGAAUUGUCAUGCUGAAAUGUGCCGUAUGUUGACUAAGCUUGAAAGUAAAUUUUUGCCUCUUUCUGAUUGUUUUUACAUAUAAAAUUACCGAAUACUGUGUGUAUCGUAAACCUUCUGAGCCUCUGCAUCGAAAGCCUCAAGUAGAUUCGCAUUGAAAUGAUGUUUCACACAUCAUGUUCGCUUGUUUAUUUUUCUAAAGCACUCCACUACCAGUGUUAUCAGAACUAAGGGGGGAACAAUAUUUCAACAACAUGAGUCAAAUUCUUGCCUCGAAUUCUUACCAGCAGUGUACCCCAGUAUCAUGACAGUGGGGUGAAUCUGAGUAGACAUUAAACUGAACAUAAAUGCUUCGUGCUUUACCUUUUCUUUGUCAAUAUUUGGGCAUCUUAGUCAUCUGGCAAACAGAUUGUAUUUCUGCAAAUAGUUUCUACUUUUACAUAGAAUACAAUUUCUUCUGAAAUCUGAGAUUCAAAAUCAGGUGAGGAAUUUUUUUAGUUUAUCUUUAUUAAAAAUCUAAUAAUAAAAUAAUUUUUAUUCUAUGAAUUUAUAAUUGCUUCAAAGCUUUGAGGGUAACCAUGUGUCCAGUGCCUAUUAAAAUUAAUGCAAAUCCUAAAGGCAGCUUAAAAAAAAAUCAGUGUGAACUUGUUGGCUGCUUUGUGAUAUAUUUGCCCUCAAACCAAAUUUAGACAAUAAUUAGCCCAUUUUAACCACUGUUCCAGGCAACAGUGUUUCCUUUCCAAUGAUACAGGCUAUGCUUUUUGGUUUAGACUUCAAUCGGGCUGGGAAGAUUGUGGUUUGUGUUUAAUGCUUAGAGGUGAGCACACAUUUUAGUGCUUCACUGAGUAGAGAAAAAUGGAGGUACGCAGGAUCCUUAACAUGAAAGAUGAGUGUUUGGUGAAUGGAAGCUCUGAUGACCUACUAAAAAUAUAUUUGCUUCCCUUUAUUUGUAACAAUAACCAAAACCCACUGCUUCUAUCAGUGCAGAAGAUUCUGCGAAUUUACUGCACUUCCUAAUCAGGAGAAGGUAAAGCAGCUCUCAGAACAAUAAGGGCUGAUCCUGCUCCCACUGAUGUUUUGCCAUUGACGUCAGCAGGUGCAGGGUAAGGCCUGAAAUGUUACGCCUACAACUUCAUCACUGUGGGGAAAAAGUUUCCCAAUAUUUCAGUACACAUCUUUGUGUUUAUUCUGUAUCCAUGAACCUGUAAAAAUCCUGUCUGCAGGGUUUGCAUGAAAGUGUGGCAAAAUGUGUUAUCUUUAAACCACUUGAUUUUAUUGCUGUAUUUAAAAUAUUUCCUUCAGUGAGAAGCUAGCAGAAAGAACUGGCAUUCUUUUUUAAAAUACUGGUGAUAGUCAUUAAAGAGAGCAAUAAACAAGCUUUUGAGCAUAA
This is a messenger RNA of Prinia subflava (tawny-flanked prinia), 3703 nucleotides long. It is a transcript of the gene PTPN5, whose product is annotated as protein tyrosine phosphatase non-receptor type 5. Bases 374 to 1951 code for a protein of 525 amino acids. Gene Ontology annotation, cellular component: cytosol; plasma membrane; cell junction. The transcript is spliced from 14 exons. Gene Ontology annotation, biological process: signal transduction; peptidyl-tyrosine dephosphorylation. Lineage: Eukaryota; Metazoa; Chordata; Aves; Passeriformes; Cisticolidae. Gene Ontology annotation, molecular function: protein tyrosine phosphatase activity; protein kinase binding. The record is from RefSeq and is a predicted model, not a curated record.